UCACCCAACAUUGGUGUAGUAAUUGGAUUGGCUAUGUUAUUCUUUAUAAUAGGAGUUGUUGGAGUUGUUGGAAACUCUUUAGUGAUAUUUGCCGUCCUUUUAAACAGAAAAAUGAGAACAUCAAUGACAAACCUGUUGAUAACAAACCUGGCUUUUGCUGACCUUGUUAUUCUGUUAUUAGGGAUACCAGAGACUAUACUGUUUAUGACAAACAAGGGCUGGACACUUGAUAGAAUAGCUUGCAAAAGUAACAGAUUUAUAUUGGUUACUGCUUUAUAUGGAUCAGUCCUAACUCUAAUUGCACUCUGUAUAGAAAGGUAUGUAGCUAUCAUCCAUCCAAUAAAGGCACACAUUCUUUGUAACAAGAGACGAAUAACUGCUGUAUUAGGGUGUUUAUGGCCCUUUGCAUUUGGUGCCGGAUUGCCUACUCUGUUUUUCAAUGAUGUGCGUGUUUUGCCUGGGAAGGAAGACCCUUACUGUACAAUCAUGUUUCCAUACAAUCAUGAAACAUUUUAUAAAGUUUUCAAAUAUGUGGAAUCGGUUUUAUUCUAUUUUAUUCCUCUUGGAAUUCAACUUUCAUUGUAUCUGUUAAUAUCAAAACACUUAUUUACGGGAUCUGAUCGUCUUCACAGAAGGGUGACUAUUCGGAGCGCAAACGGUUCGUCCAUUGAGCGCCAUUCAGAAGCACUCAAGUUGAGAAGAGGUGUUAUAAAGAUGUUAAUGAUGUGUGUAAUAGUCUAUUUUGUAAGUUAUUCGCCAAACCAGAUUCUUCUCAUUGUUGAAACGAUUAGACCAGCAACAUUUCAUGAGAAUUUUUCAUACAUUGUAUUUACGAUGAUUGUGGCUAAUAUUAACUCUGCCGCAAACCCUGUUCUGUACAGCAUUUUCAGUCAAAAUUUUAGGAAGUGUUUUAAACUUAUCCUCUGCAGAUGCCUUCGUUCACGGCAUUCUCCAGAAAUUCGCAGAGCACUCCACCUGACACAUGGCAACGGAGGUACCAAAUCUUCAGGAAAUUCUGUGGCUGGCCUAGCGUUCACAGAAGUAUAA
Mytilus trossulus (common blue mussel) is the source of this 1047-nucleotide messenger RNA. RefSeq names its product neuropeptide receptor 15-like. Gene Ontology annotation, cellular component: plasma membrane. Gene Ontology annotation, molecular function: G protein-coupled receptor activity. The transcript is spliced from 2 exons. Gene Ontology annotation, biological process: G protein-coupled receptor signaling pathway. NCBI's taxonomy places the organism in Eukaryota, Metazoa, Mollusca, Bivalvia, Mytilida, Mytilidae. Bases 34 to 1047 code for a protein of 337 amino acids. The record is from RefSeq and is a predicted model, not a curated record.